AUGAAAUCUUUGUUUAGCUGCUGUACAAAAGGAACUUCUGUUUUCUGUCCAGCCUGCUUUAAAAUAAAAACCAGCAACUGGCCCAUUGCUACCCUGAAUAUGAACAACUGCAACAACACAGAUGAUAAAAAAGGUAACAAGGAGAUAAAGAAAGAUGACAAAAAAGAUGAUGGAAAUAAAGACAAAGAUGGAAAAAAGGAUGAGAAGAAAGAGGAAAAGAAAGAUGAUAAAAAAGAUGACAAGAAGAAAGAGGAAAAACCAAAAGAAUAUUGGAUCAUGGACCCAGCAACAGAUUUGUACUACCACUGGCUUACAAUUGUUGCUGUACCGACUUUCUACAAUUUAAUGAUGCUUGUGACCAGAUCCUGUUUCAAUGAGCUGCAAAGUAAUUACUAUAAGAUAUGGGCAGCACUGGACUAUACUUCAGAUGUCAUCUACUACAUUGACACAUUUGUGAGAUCAAGAACAGGUUUUCUGGAGCAAGGCUUGCUGGUUAAAGACGCUAAGACGUUAUGGGAGCACUACAAAAAGACACCACAAUUUAAAUGUGACCUUAUAAGCAUGAUCCCGACAGAUUUAAUAAUGCUGAAAGUGGGCCUCGACAAUCCUGAACUGAGAUUUAAUCGCCUUCUCAAACUGUCCCGCCUCUUUGAGUUCUUUGACAGGACUGAGACAAGAACCAACUUCCCCAACAUCUUUCGUAUCGGCAACCUAGUACUUUACAUCAUAAUUAUCAUCCACUGGAAUGCUUGCAUCUUUUUUGCUAUCUCUAAAACACUUGGCUUUGGGACAGAUGCCUGGGUCUACCCUGACAUCACUGAUCCUGAGUAUGGGCGUCUGGCAAGGAAGUACAUCUACUGCCUGUACUGGUCCACGCUCACCCUGACCACCAUCGGAGAGACCCCACCUCCCGUUCGGGAUGUUGAGUAUUUGUUCGUUGUUGCUGAUUUUCUCAUUGGCGUACUCAUUUUUGCCACCAUUGUUGGUAACGUUGGUGCCAUGAUCUCCAACAUGAAUGCCUCACGAGCUUUAUUCCAAGCCAAGAUUGACUCGAUUAAGCAGUACAUGCAGUUCCGUAAAGUCAGUAAAGAUUUAGAGGCUCGUGUUGUUAAGUGGUUCGACUACCUCUGGACAGAGGAAAAGACCUGCGAUGAAAAAGAAGUACUUAAGUACCUUCCGGAUAAGCUUAAAGCAGAGAUUGCCAUCAAUGUGCAUUUGGAAACACUGAGGAAGGUGCGCAUCUUUCAGGACUGUGAGGCAGGACUGCUCAUCGAGCUAGUGCUCAAGCUUCAACCGCAGGUCUUCAGCCCUGGAGACUAUAUCUGCAAGAAGGGUGACAUUGGUCGUGAAAUGUAUAUAAUUAAAGAAGGUAAACUGGCUGUGGUAGCAGAUGAUGGCGUGACACAGUUUGUCGUACUCGGUGAUGGUGCCUACUUUGGUGAGAUCAGCAUUUUAGGCAUUAAAGGUAGUAAAGCUGGGAAUCGGCGAACUGCGAACAUCCGCAGCGUUGGAUAUUCAGACCUCUUCGCUCUUUCCAAAGACGAUCUCAUGGAGGCCCUUACUGAGUAUCCAGAUGCAAAGACGGUUCUGGAGGAAAAGGGUAGGGCUAUUUUGAUGAAGGAUGGCUUGAUUGACGAGUCAGUGGCCAAACAGGUAGAUGCUAAAGACAUGGAGGACAAGGUAACCAUGCUGGAGACGAAUCUAGAGGUGAUGCAGACCAAAUUUAUGCAUUUAUUAACAAAGUGGGCAGCUAGUCAGGGUAAGAUCAAACAGAGGAUCAGCAACAUGGAAGCUAGAGUUAAACCACUGUGGGAGGUGAAACAAGAUGAUGAUUAA
This is a messenger RNA of Trichomycterus rosablanca, 1836 nucleotides long. RefSeq names its product cyclic nucleotide-gated channel cone photoreceptor subunit alpha. Bases 1 to 1836 code for a protein of 611 amino acids. Gene Ontology annotation, cellular component: plasma membrane; intracellular cyclic nucleotide activated cation channel complex. The transcript has 6 exons. NCBI's taxonomy places the organism in Eukaryota, Metazoa, Chordata, Actinopteri, Siluriformes, Trichomycteridae. Gene Ontology annotation, biological process: monoatomic cation transmembrane transport. The record is from RefSeq and is a predicted model, not a curated record. Gene Ontology annotation, molecular function: intracellularly cGMP-activated cation channel activity; protein-containing complex binding; cGMP binding.